Messenger RNA from Culicoides brevitarsis, 688 nucleotides. RefSeq names its product ATP synthase subunit delta, mitochondrial (gene ATPsyndelta). Gene Ontology annotation, molecular function: proton-transporting ATP synthase activity, rotational mechanism. Bases 103 to 588 code for a protein of 161 amino acids. Gene Ontology annotation, biological process: proton motive force-driven ATP synthesis. NCBI's taxonomy places the organism in Eukaryota, Metazoa, Arthropoda, Insecta, Diptera, Ceratopogonidae. The record is from RefSeq and is a predicted model, not a curated record. The transcript has 3 exons.
AAUUUGUCUUUAUCAACUGUCAAACCCAACGUGAAUUUACGAGGAUUUUCCAUCACAUCUUUUUGAGGACUUUUUCCGGAAUAAACAUAAAAUUGUUGCAAGAUGUCAAUGGCAUUCAGAGGAGCCCGUCUUUUGUCGUCGCGCGCCGUGCGCAUGAUGCCAAAACGCGCCUAUUCGGACGACAUGGCAUUCACAUUCGCCGCUGCCAAUAAAGUUUACUACGAAGCUGCUGCCGUGCGACAAGUCGAUGUGCCCUCGUUCAGCGGAGCUUUCGGUAUUUUGCCGAAACACGUUCCAACCUUGGCCGUACUCAAGCCCGGCGUUGUCACCGUUUACGAAGCCGACGGAAAAGUGCAAAAAGUCUUCGUUUCCAGCGGAACUGUCACCGUCAAUGACGACUCAUCUGUGCAAGUCCUCGCUGAAGAAGCUCACCCAGUGGAAAACCUCGACGCAAGCGCUGCCCGUGAAUGUCUAACAAAGGCCCAACAAGAACUCUCUUCAGCUGGCGACGACAAGAAACGUGCCGAAGCCGCGAUUGCCGUCGAAGUUGCCGAAGCUCUCGUCAAGGCUGCCGAAACUGGCGCAUAAAUACUGAAAUUUCCGAUUCACUGGAAGAACUUAAGUGUAAAAAAUUUGAAGAAAAUGCCGAAAGAUUUCAUUUAGAAUACAGAAAAUCCCGUUAAAUCAA